Conger conger (European conger) is the source of this 5188-nucleotide messenger RNA. RefSeq names its product formin-like 1a (gene fmnl1a). Gene Ontology annotation, biological process: cortical actin cytoskeleton organization; cell migration; regulation of cell shape. The transcript has 27 exons. Lineage: Eukaryota; Metazoa; Chordata; Actinopteri; Anguilliformes; Congridae. Gene Ontology annotation, cellular component: cytosol. Gene Ontology annotation, molecular function: actin filament binding; small GTPase binding. Bases 671 to 3958 code for a protein of 1095 amino acids. The record is from RefSeq and is a predicted model, not a curated record.
UGCUGUGUGCGUUCAGUCUCCACUUGCACUACGGCAGGUGGCUGUGCAUCCCCUCAUCCCAUUUGCUGCACUAUCCGGUAUGGCUCCUGCAGGGUCAAGCGCCCACAACACUAUACAAGGACCCCUGUCAGGAGAGAGAGGCCACCAUCCUGGACUCCACAGCACCUCCUCCCACCUCCAGCGUCAUCUCAGGAGCCUGUCUGCUCUCCACAUCUGAGUUUCUCUUCUUUUUUCUCUGCAGUUUUUGCCGCCGUGAAUGUGUCACACUCCAGUUCUUCUCCAUCUCCUCUCUCUGGAAGCUUCCUCUCUCUGUAUUUUGCGGCUGCGGAGCGGAGUUGUGACAGAUUUCUUUCCUGGUGAUUUUGUUUUUCAACCACCUGCUCCCCUGGCAUUGAGGAUGAGGACGUAGGUGGCCGGUGGGAAGAUGAGGCUCUGUCCUGGGCUGCUACCUCGGGGUCAAAGAUAUUUCGAAGGGUUAAAGGUGACCACAUCCACGCCACGUCUCGCCGAACCGGCGGCGAGGGGCUAAGAGGAAUCGCAUCGUCGUUGUGCAUUUCUGCUGUCCUGUGUGGAGUUUUGGCUGGGAGGUGGACCUACGUGAUUUCGUGGAACUUUCUGGCACCCCGGAGCAAGCGGUGGGGCGUACCGGGGUAGCUGGAAGUUUGUGGUCAUGGGGAAUGCUGCGGGGAGCAUGGAGCUGCCCCUGGGGCGGGAGUCCAAGAGCGGAGCGGGCACCCUCACCCCGGCAGGCCCACAGAAGCAGCCUGCACCCCCCAAACUGCCCAUGCCAGGAGAGGAGGAACUAGAGGAACGCUUCAAUGUGGUUCUGAACUCCAUGAAUCUGCCUCCAGACAAGGUGAAGAUCCUGUGUCAGUAUGACAAUGAGAAGAAAUGGGAGCUGGUCUGUGACCAGGAGCGCUUUCAGGUAAAAAACCCACCUUCUGCUUACCUGCUGAAGCUUAAGAGCUACCUGGACCAAGGAGGGGUCACCCGCAAGUUUAAGAGGCGUGUCCAGGAGUCAACCCAGGUCCUCCGAGAACUGGAGAUCUCCCUACGGACCAAUCAUAUCGGCUGGGCCCAAGAGUUCCUCAGUGAGGAAAACAAAGGGCUGGAUGUGCUAGUGGAUUACCUUUCCUUCGCCCAAUGUGCUGUCACGUAUGACAUGGAGAAUUUAGAUAAUGGGGUUCUAUCAGGAGACAGAGGGAAAUCCCUGGAUAAAUCCCUGGAAGACUUGAGCAAAAGUGCCAGCAACUCACCCACCCAUGGAGCCUCGAAGGCUGCUCGUGCCCUGACCGUCCGGUUUAACUCCCUGCACAGCAGGAAAGCUCUGCGGAACUCUCGCAUUGUCAGCCAGAAGGACGACGUGCACGUCUGCAUCAUGUGCCUACGCGCAAUCAUGAAUUACCAGUCUGGGUUCAACUUGGUGAUGACUCACCCAAGCUGUGUCAAUGAGAUCACACUUAGCCUCAACAACAAGAACCCCAGGACCAAGGCGCUGGUUCUGGAGCUGUUGGCCGCUGUGUGCUUGGUGAGGGGAGGACAUGAUAUCAUCCUUUUGGCCUUUGACAACUUCAAAGAGGUGUGUGGGGAGAAGAACCGCUUUGAGAAACUCAUGGAGUAUUUCAGCAAUGAAGACAGCAAUAUUGACUUCAUGGUGGCAUGCAUGCAGUUCAUCAACAUUGUGGUCCACUCUGUGGAGAACAUGAACUUCCGGGUGCACCUGCAGUAUGAGUUUACUCACCAUGGACUGGACGAGUACCUAGAGAAACUGAAGUUCACAGAGAGUGAUAAGCUGCUGGUGCAGAUCCAGGCCUACCUGGACAAUGUGUUUGAUGUUGGGGCGUUGCUGGAGGAUGCUGAGACAAAGAACGCCCUUCUAGAGCAUAUGGAGGAGCUACAGGAGCAUAACACACAGCUAGGCUGCAAACUGGAGCAAAGUGAAAGUCAGGCUGAAGAGAAGAUAGCAGAGCUGGAGAAGCAGCUCAUUCAAUCCUCCAAAGAGGUUGAAGUGCUGAAGGAGGGCCUGAGGGAAACGUGUGCUCAGGUGACCGCGCUGCAGCAGAGAGAGCGGGAGAGGGAGCUGGACAGGGAGCGGGAGAGAGAGCGAGAUAAGAACCAGGAAAAGGCCUCCAAAGCCUCGACCGAGCUGGAGCUCAAGGUGCAGGAGCUGCAGUCCCGAGGGCUGCUCCGUGUGGAGCGAUCCCCCUCUGGGAGCCUGGACAUCCAGCUGGUGCCUGUCACUCUUACCGAGCCUGCCACAGGAUCGACCAAUCACACAGGUCCAGCUGAAAUGACAACAGUCGAUGGCCCAGUGGCCCCUCCCCCUCCUCCCCCUCCACUGCCCGCAGCACCUCCUCCUCCACCUCCACCUCCACCCCUGCCUUCUUCCCCUGCCCCACCUCCUCCUCCACCUCCCCCACCUGGAGGUGGCCCUCCCCCACCCCCUCCACCACCUGGAAGUGGCCCUCCCCCACCCCCUCCACCGCCUGGAAGUGGCCCUCCACCUCCACCUCUUCCAGGUGGAUUAUCUGGGUCUCCAGCUACUAAAGGUAAAAAACCCAUCAAGACAAAGUACCACAUGCCUCUCUUCAACUGGCAGGCCCUCAAGCCCAACCAGGUUACUGGCACAGUCUUUAAUGAGCUGGAUGAUGAGCAGGUUUUAGGGGAGCUCAACAUGGACAUGUUUGAGGAGAUUUUUAAGACUAAGGCACAGGGCACUCCAUCUGACCUGGGUACUCUGAAGAUGAAGCUGGGUCAGAAGACCUCCAGCAAAGUUUCCCUCAUCGAGGCCAACAGAGCCAAGAACCUGGCCAUAACACUGCGCAAGGGCGGCAUGAGUGCCUCUGGAAUCUGCACAGCCAUAGAGACCUACAAUCAGGAGGUUCUGAGCCUGGACUUCCUGGAGCUACUGGAGCGCUUCAUCCCAUCAGAGUAUGAGCUGAAACUCAUCCAGAACUAUGAACGGGAUGGCCGGCCGCUGGACGAGCUGUCGGAGGAGGACCGCUUCAUGAUGCGCUUCGGGAAGAUCCCACGCCUGACCCAGAGGAUCAGCACCCUUACCUUCAUGGGCAACUUCCCUGACAGCGUGCAACUACUGCAACCGCAACUGAACAGCAUCAUUGCAGCAUCAAUGUCCAUUAAGUCCUCCAGCAAACUGAAAAAGAUCUUGGAGAUCAUCCUGGCCUUUGGGAACUACAUGAACAGCAGUAAAAGAGGUGCUGCGUAUGGCUUCCGCCUCCAGAGUCUGGACCUACUACUGGAAACAAAGUCCACAGACCGCAGGCAGACCCUGUUGCAUUUCAUCAUCAGCAUAAUCCAGCAGAAGUACCCUGAGCUGCAGUCCUUCCACACUGAGCUGCACUUUGUGGACAAAGCUGCCCUGGUUUCUUUGGACAGCAUCCUGCAGGACCUGCGGUCAUUGGAGAAGGGCAUGGAAGUAACCCGGAAGGAGUUCAUGGUUCAGGAUGACAACCCUGUGCUAAAGGAGUUCCUGAAGAUCAACAGUGGGCUGCUGGACGCACUGGUGAAUGAUGGGAAGACAGCCCAGGAGGCAUACAAUUCGGUAGUGGAGUAUUUUGGGGAGAACCCAAAGACAACACCACCCUCUAUGCUUUUCCCCAUAUUUGUGAGAUUCAUCAAGGCCUACAAGCAAGCUGAGCAGGACAAUGAGCAAAGGAGGAAGCAAGUGGCUGCAGAGGAAGUUGGGUUGGCACCUGCCACACCCAUCAAGAGAGAGGCCACAGAGCACAAGAUGCCUAUCAUGCCCAAGAUGCCCCAGAUGGAUCUCAUAGCAGAGCUGAAAAAGAGGCAGGUGAAGCCCCUCGUGAGAGAAGGCAAAGACGGGGCUAUUGAAGAUAUCAUUACAGCUUUAAAGGCUGUGCCCUUCACGGCUCGGUCUGGCAAGCGCUCCUCUCGUCUGCUCUGCGACUCCGGCUAUGGCGACGAGAGUCCAUCGUAGCCACGGCUCUCUCUCUCUCUCUACCUGAGGAACCAGCCAUACAGACGGACAGACGGGGGGCGGCGAAGUAGCAAAAGAAAACCAGGACAGCAGCUCCAGGUGUCUUCUGACAUCUCUCUGUGACACGAUACAGCAGACCUGCACACAACAUGUGACCACACAAGCAAACACUCGCUCUCACAUAAACACAUGCACACCAGGAAAGCCAAACAAAAGCAAAGCAGCCCUCUCCCCAGAGUGUAUAUUCUGUAGGGGUCUCUGGCCCAACACUGCAUGGCUGCAGGCCAGUUCUCAGAGCUAAAUCAGCUUUGGUUUUUAUUUCACAGUUCAAUGCCAGCAGUCACAGACAGAAUCCACUGUGUAACUCUCAAAUGCAAGCCUUUGCCUUUGAAAGCUGUGCUGAUACUUUAUAACAGCCCUGAAUAAAGCUGUCGCAUCAAUCCCAAUGUAAACCAAUGCCUGCUCCGAUCACAGAUAAUGGCUGUUAGAGAAGGCUCUUUUCAGGGCAGAAAAGAUCUUACAGGAUGUGCAACCUGUGGGAACGUCAUCUAAUGUCAUUUUAUAGCUUUUAACUAGCUUGUUUUAAUCAGAAAAAUGUUAUAACAGAAGUGUCUGACCAAAGAUGAGUGACAUACAGGAAUAUAAUGUCUCUUUGCAUUCAUAUCUCCCUCCCUCUAUUGGUCAGUGAGGAAGUGACCUGAAUGUCCAGAGAGAAAUUGAGUAUUUAAUUUUUAACGUUUAAUAUUUAACACAAGAGUGUGUGACCUCUUAACAUAAGAAAGAAACUCUAUAGUCUAGCAUCAACUUAUUCACUAAACCAUUGUCGGCUAAUGUAUAUAUUACCUGAAAGACUGCAUAACCUAUAUAUACUGUACAUGUUCAUGCAGCACAAACUAUAUUUGUAUUGUGAAAAACAAUCCUUGGGACUAAUAAGGCCCAUUUCUUAUAAUCGUGGGCCUGUUCAGUAAAUGGCAUGCAGUUGGCUGUUACCUGACCUGCAAAGCAAAUUGCGAUUUACUGUAAAUUAGCAAUACACUGUAGUCCCUGGGCCUAUGUAAUACAGAUGACCUAGAUGCAAACCUGGUGCAAACCUAGAAGACAGUUUGUAUUAUAUUCAAAAUGACUUUUUAAAAUGAAUGUGUAACAAUUACUCAACGUUUUUAAGGCCUUUAUUUGACGUUUUUAUGAAUUUUGUUUUGAACUAAUAAAGAUUUUUAUAUUGUGGUAGAA